Puccinia graminis f. sp. tritici CRL 75-36-700-3 is the source of this 3231-nucleotide messenger RNA. RefSeq lists its product as uncharacterized. The record is from RefSeq and is a predicted model, not a curated record. Lineage: Eukaryota; Fungi; Basidiomycota; Pucciniomycetes; Pucciniales; Pucciniaceae. The coding region runs from base 1 to 3231 and encodes 1076 amino acids. The transcript is spliced from 6 exons.
AUGUUCAACCCCCAUGCCCCCCAACAGCAACUGGCCGGCGGAAAUCUAAACCCUCAGUAUCAACCAGCAAACACCUCCAACCACCCGAUAAACUCAGGGCAGCAAGCUCAGGCCUCAUAUCGAUCCCAACAUAGAGUCUAUGUCGCCAAUAUCAAUCAUCAAAGGCCUAGUCCAUCCCCGAGUCACCCUCAAUCUCAGCAAGGCAUCUACACAUCUGAUAUCCAUCAUCAAAGGCCUAGUCUGGCGCCCAGUCACCCUCAAACAAACUACCUGAUGAACGAAGGACGGCCAAAUCAAAAUCCAAAUCAAUCUCAGCACAGUGUCCAUCAUCAAAGACCUAGUCAGUCUAACCACCCCAUGAACGCAGGACAGCAAGCUCAGGCCCCAACCUAUGUCGAUAGCAGCCAUCGUCAACGACCUGGUCCGGUGGCGCAACUGAGUCGCUCUCAUGGUCUUCAACCACAGCCAGUCAAUCCUGUGGUCCAGCCACGGUUGCAUCAUCAAACCCAUCACCCCAACCCAUUGCACCACACUCAGCAACAUCCUACCCCCCCACGAACGGCAUUAUUGGCACCUCAUAACCAACCGUCACAAACUCAGCCCAUUUUGCCAGGUCAUAGAAGCGUACUCGGCCACACUGUCAAUCGACCGAGCUCUUCGCAACCUCAGCACCAUGUUUCAUCACAAUUGCCAUACCAAGCCACCAAUCUACAUCAGCCCACCACUGCCACCGUCCAAAUUCACCAGGCCACCACCAACUCUCGCCAGAUCCCUGCGGCUCCCUCACGUGCCACCACUGCUAGUAUCUCCCGCCAGACCACUCAAGCACCCCCACCAAGAAUCCAAGUGUCAGCUCUUCCAAACCUUCAAAGUGAGCUGAAACGUGCCUUAGAUGCCAAUGCAAAGGCUGCGCAAGCCCAAGCGGCCAAGGUAGCAAAGGCGGCAGCCAGGGCUGAUGCCAAAGCUGCAGCCAAACAGGCAGCAGCGGCCAAAGCUCCACCCAAACGGGUUACUGGCACAAGUGUGAGUACCCUGGAGGCCAACCGGUCGCAGGCUGCCAAUCAAAACACAGACUCAACCACGGGGAAUACCUCCACUUCUGGAGCGAAUAAGUUUGCACCGGCGCCUCCACCCCAAAACCUGUCUAACCCAACCCCUCUGAAGCCAGCCGCUUUGCCCAUAGCCGACCUUGACUUUUCUGGACUGCAGUCACGAUCGCCAUCCCCCACCCUUCCCACGGAGGUGCCAAGUCCACAGGCUCAGGCUCUUGGGGGUGAAGCAGCUGAUCUGGAAGGAGUCAAUCCGGAGACCGAAGAUCAAAAUGACAGUGAUAUCUUUGAUGAUGAUCCAGGUGACAACGAACAUGUCCACCACCCAACCAAUCAAACAAAGAGAAGAAAACUGGCCCCCGAGCUUGUACGUCAACUGUAUAAAAUGGAGUUGGACGAGCUGAAGACCAAGGUAUCAAAACUUGGAAUCUACAGACGACUAGUCGCCAAAGAGAAAGCCGACUUUGAUGAAGCAUACGAAGAAUAUCAAAAGCAUAUACAUCGGAUUGCCUGUACCAAUCUACUGAAGAUCGAGGCCGUUGAGGCCUAUUUAGGGCAAGGUAAUCGAGCACGUGGGAGUUCAUCGUACAACAACUUUGUCCGAUAUAAUGAGGAAGCUCGACAGAUCAAGGCUGAUAAGAGCAUCUCAAUGGGACAGCGUUGGUCCAAGUGUGGUUUACUGUGGAAUUCGCAGGACCCCGAGACCCAACUGAAGUACAAAGACCCAGCAUUCUUAGCCACUUUGCCUAAUCCUUUUGUCGAGCCUGAUCCUCUUGUUGAGCAAGGCUUGUCAAGCAAUGCAAACAUUCCAACGACAACAGCACCCCCAUUGGCAACAACAUCGUCAUCAAAACCUCAACGCAAGUUAGCUAAAACAAGCAAGUUUGAUGCCAACCGGUGGGCCAACAAGAUCCGAACUGAUGGCUUCUUGGUUGUUGUAUAUCCACACAAGAAGGGUCGGGCGUUACUUACUGGGGGAAGCAGUAUGGGCGAGGCAUUUAUAGACUUGUUUCCCAAGGAGUCGAACCCCUGCAACGACUUUUUAGACUUUGUCAAGGGGCAAGUCGCGCUGUCCAAGGUCUUGGGGUCGGAGGCACCUCUUCCAAAGAAGGUAAGGAAACCAAGGGUUGCAAAGAACCGUAUGGAGAACUCUCAAUAUGAUAAAGGUACCUUGGAAGCUAAUGUGACAGCUGUGCGCGAGCAGCUUGGAUAUGCUAUUUAUAAAGUGACCAAAGGAGUUCGGCAGAAUGGAUGGCCCGGUUCCAACACUCUUGCAACAUUGAAGAAGUUGAAUGUCGUGCUACAAGUCCGCGAAAACCCCUUGAAAGUAACUGUCGACGAAUUCUGCAAGCCACCGUCCAACAUGGUGAUUGGAGAGACUCAACGUAUCCUCACUGCAAUUGGAGAAGGCUGGGUGGAACUUUUGGGCCCCUCUCCUCCGACUCCUCCGAAUACGACUUCUGAUUUGGGUGCAGAUCGCGAAGACGGAGGGCCGAGCAGGCCGUCUGUACAGGUUGGACCUGUUCCACCUGGUGAAGAACUUCAAAACCGAAAAGCAGCCAAGUCAAAGGUCUCUAAACCCAAAGCCACAAAACCAACAGCCAAAAAAACGGCAGCCAGUCGUCAGAACACCAGUCAAAGUGGCGAGGCAGACAAUGCGAAGAAAUCAACCAAAAAAACGACUGCAGGUGGUAGUAAGCAGAAGCUGCCUCGGAAGAAACGCCAAGAACCCGUCAGCUCCUCAUCGGAAGAAGACGUAGAAACAUCUAUGGAAGAACCUAGUGAACAUACACCUACCGAAGAAUCGAGUGAUGAAGAAGAAUGUGAUGGGAACAUGUUGGAGGAAGCAGAUGUUGUUCUGGAAAAAUCUAGACAAAGUCAAGUGGUCUCAACUAGAAUAGGAUCGUCGCGAAACCUUGGACAAAAACAAAAACAGUCGAGCAACGUUCGAAAAGGAAACCCUUUCUUAAACCAAAACAAGCGGCCAUCUAUACAAAAGCGAAAGAGACGCGCUCACAUCUCGGUAGGCGAUUCUGAUGGGUCCGACGGGAUAGCAGAAGGUGAUAACAGUCAAGUUCAGGGUGACCAAGUCAUCCGGAAAGGCAAGGGGGGUCCUUUCAAAAAUGGGAGGAGGCCUAAAAAAGUUCAAAAGGUGGCAAUUCCCAAUGAUGAAGAAUCAUAA